This is a messenger RNA of Dromiciops gliroides (monito del monte), 5721 nucleotides long. RefSeq names its product protein kinase AMP-activated non-catalytic subunit beta 2 (gene PRKAB2). Gene Ontology annotation, biological process: signal transduction. Gene Ontology annotation, molecular function: protein kinase binding. The transcript is spliced from 7 exons. Gene Ontology annotation, cellular component: cytoplasm; nucleotide-activated protein kinase complex; nucleus. The record is from RefSeq and is a predicted model, not a curated record. The coding region runs from base 352 to 1176 and encodes 274 amino acids. NCBI's taxonomy places the organism in Eukaryota, Metazoa, Chordata, Mammalia, Microbiotheria, Microbiotheriidae.
GCCAUUUUAGGAGGAAACGCGAACCUCAGGCCUUUACGUUUCAAUAACUUUAUUGAGCCCUCAGGCCCGAGAACACCUCCUCUGCGCACGCGCGGCCGCCUUCCCUCUCCCUCCCCUUCCCUCUCCCGGGAGGAGGGCGCUCCGCAGCUGAGGCGAAUGGGGCGACAUCCUCGGUUGGGGGCGGUUGUCCCGAGGGACUCCCGGAAAGCUGUCGGAGGAAGGCAGGGGAUCCCGGGCUCCUGCUCGCCGUCUUCCCCGGAGAAGGAGGGGGUGGUGCCCUGAGGAAGCUCAGGGAGGGGCGGCGAAGGAGGAGGACAAGCGCGCCACCCCGCCGGAGACCCCCGAGCCGCCAUGGGCAACACCACGAGUGAACGGGUGCCCGGGGAGCGCCACGGCUCCAAGUCCCACCGCGCCGAUGGCGCCGGCGGGCAGCCGCACGGCAAGGAGCACCCGCACAAGAUCAUGGUGGGCAGCACGGACGACCCGAGCGUCUUCAGCGUGCCCGACUCCAAGCUCCCUGGGGAUAAAGAGUUUGUGUCCUGGCAGCAAGAUUUGGAAGACUCUGUCAAGCCCAUGCAGCAAGCUCGUCCCACGGUCAUCCGAUGGUCCGAGGGAGGCAAGGAGGUCUUUAUCUCUGGAUCCUUCAACAACUGGAGUGCCAAAAUCCCCCUCAUUAAGAGCCACAAUGACUUUGUUGCCAUUUUGGACCUCCCCGAGGGGGAGCACCAGUACAAGUUUUUCGUGGAUGGCCAGUGGGUCCAUGAUCCAUCAGAGCCUGUUGUUACCAGCCAGCUCGGCACUAUUAACAACCUGAUACAUGUCAAAAAGUCUGAUUUUGAGGUAUUUGAUGCUUUGAAGUUAGAUUCCAUGGAGAGUUCAGAAACUUCAUGUCGAGACUUGUCCAGUUCUCCACCAGGGCUUUAUGGGCAAGAAAUGUAUGUCUUUCGAUCUGAGGAGCGCUUCAAAUCCCCACCCAUCCUCCCUCCUCACCUGCUCCAGGUUAUUCUUAACAAGGACACUAAUAUUUCUUGUGACCCAGCCCUGCUGCCUGAACCAAACCACGUCAUGCUCAACCAUUUGUAUGCACUGUCCAUUAAGGACAGUGUGAUGGUCCUCAGUGCCACUCAUCGCUACAAAAAGAAGUAUGUCACUACCCUGCUGUACAAGCCCAUCUGAGCGGAUCCCUCUUUGCUACCCUGGACGUGGGAGAAAUGUUCUCUUUGUGUUUCGGGACUGAAUCCCAGCCUUAGCUUAGAAUUGAGAACUGGCUUGAGCUUUGAGGCCAGUUUGUUUGGUUCUGUGCCUCCUCUGAAUAGGCUGUUCUGCUCCUACAUUGGACAGCAGGAGAGCCUGUGGUUGUGUGUGUUGGUGUGUGUGUGUGUGCGGGGGGUAUUUUCUUGAAGAGAAAAGGGUGGGCUUCUGUAUGUAUAUAUUGCACAUACAGUAUCUUAAUGUUAUUGGAAACCUGGCCUCUGCCAAAUCUCUUUCUGUAGGAUGCCUAUUGGGUGCCUUUCAGUGGCCUGGGGGAGCAGAAGUGAGAACACCACUUAAAGCCACUUUCCCUGACCUGCAUGGAAUAAUAAAUGUGCAGGAAACUCGUCCAGCAUAGAACCUGGACAGAAGUGGGUCACACUGCCGGCCUGGCCCUCCCAUAGGAUUUCUUGCAUCUCUCUGUGGAAGUUGUCCUGGAUUAAGUGGAAGUCUCGUCUUUUCUCAAGUUCCCAAAGCUAUGAUUUUUUUCCCCAUACAACAAUGUUCAUUCUUCCUGAUCCCCUCCCCAGCACCUAUUCCUCACUCUUUUCCCUUCAGGACAAAACUUAGGAACAAAGGUGAGGGUCCCUGUGAAGGGCAGUGGGUGUGGAGACUUUGUUUCCUGUCUUAGGGGCAGCAUUGUCCAGAGACACCCUUUCUCUUUAGACCAUGUGCUGAGAUGUUCCAUGCUGGCUUGCUUUAGUUCCUAGUGAAGAAACCCAUUCAGAAGGUCCUAAAACUGGCAGGGUUCAUAAAGCAUGUUCCGCCUCGUGUAGGCUAGCUCUCAGCUCCUUCCGGCAGAUAGGAGAACAGUCUCAAAGGGAGAUCUUGUUCUUGAGCCUAGUUUCCUGAAAACUUACAUUUGGACAGCCCUUCCUGGGCCUGCCACUAGAAUGUAAUGCUGUGUGUGUCAUAUGUAUAUAUGGUGUGUAGAACGUCAUAUAAUAAUGACGUUUCUAUAGGGCUUUAUACUUCACAGAGCAUUUUACCUACCCGAUUUCAUGUGACUAAUAACCCUAUGAAGUAGGUAUGACAUGUUAUUUGUCUCAUUUUACAGAUGAGGGAAACUCAGUCUGGGGGAGUUAAGUGACUUGCCCAUGGUCACAAACCUAAUAAAGUGUCAAAGGUGGGAUUUGAAUCCGGGUCUUCCUAACCCUUAAGUCCAGCCCUCUGACCACUCUGCCAUGCUGCUCUAAGUGUAAGUUCACUGUGGCUUCCUUGGGUAGAGAAGGGAAUUCCUUCAUCCCCAAGUCUUUUGCCCUGAAACUAAAACACAAGAUGCCACCCUUGUUUCCUCACACUGUAUGAGCUUUAAGAAUAGUGCACUGAUCUCUUUAUGAGAUUUUUUUUUCUCAAUUUUUUUUUCGGGGAAAUAAGGGAUAAGUGACUUGCCCAGGGUCACACAGCUAGUGUCAAGUGUCUGAGGCUGGAUUUGAACUCAAGUCCUCCUGAAUCCAGGGCCAGUGCUUUAUCCACUGCGCUACCGAGCUACCCCUUUGCUCUCCUUUUAAAAGUAACUUGACUUUGACUUAGCAGAAAUCAUGGAGCCAAAUUCACUGUUAGAUUGUUGAGGCUUAAAAUUUUGCCAGGUGUCUGUGGGCCUUCCUUUUUUACAGAGAAAUGAAGGCCGUCUCUCCCCCAUUUAAGGAUGCUAGAGCUGUUUCUGACUGAGGCCCCCACACUGCCCAGGAUGUGCCCCACCACAUUAACAGGGCACCAGCAGCUCACUUUGGCCACCUCCUGUUUUCUUGGGAGUGAAGCCUCCUGGCCAGGCUCAAUCUUAGCUCAGUGGGGAAGGAGUGAGUAACACUCUUUAGGGACUGAUCUAAUUUUUGAGCUUGAUUUAUGCUGCCUUGGACACUCGACAACUUUUACCCCUUUGCACCAGAAAUCUUGGGUGGAGAACCUACUUGGGGCCCAGAUGCCCCUUGGCCUGUUAUGUUAUUGUUGCUGUUGUUGUUUAAACCGGUCAAAUCACAACAACACUGAAAUUUUUUUCAACAAAACACAACAUAAAUCGAGUGACUCACAGGUAGAGACUCGGAUGCCAGAUUGUGACAGGAUUGAACAAAGUUGUAGUUGUUACAUCUGAUAACCUCUGUAUUCAUGCAUUAAGCUUUUCAUUCCCGGUAGGUCUGUAGAGCAGUGGGGUGAGGCAGGGAAGGGGAUGCUCCUGUUCUCUGUCAGACCAGAAGCCUCUGGCUCAGUAGCAGUGGGGGGUGGUGCUGGUGUUCUCCAUUCAGACUUGGCUGUUCUGGAUGAUGCACGAUGUACCACUUUGCCAAGCUUUGGGGCCACGAGUAUGAAGCUAGCCAGCUCGUUACAAUGGAAUUGGUAAGGAGGGGCAUGGUCAUUCUCUCUGCCAGUUGCCACUCCCUUCCUUCUCCACAUGGGUUAGGACACUUGACCUGAGUCUAAGAAGUAGCCCCCAAAAUUAUUUUGGCCUCCCAAGAGGAGGUGGUCCAGAGCAUGACCUCCUGUGAUUUUCAAAAGCUUUUACAAGCAUUUGUUUCAAUGAUACCUUUAUCUUCUGCCUUAGAGAUUCUGAUAAAAGUUUGCAAUCGAUUUGGGCAAAAGCAGUGAAACCCUUGAAGCUUUUUUGUUGGUCAUUUCCCCAGAAUGUCUGAGCUGGCACAUUAACAGAGUGGGUUGUCCUUCAGGAAAGACCGUGAAAGAACCAAAACAUGGUAUAGGAACAGGGGGGGAAGGGGGGAACAGGAGAGAGGCUUGAGGGCAGGCAAGAGCUUCAGCCACUCUUCGAACCCUGGCCUAGCCCUGCCUUUGCCAAACCAAGCAUGGGAUCUGAGGGAUGCCCAGUCCCAGUCAUUCUCUUCCAUUGGCUGUGCACAUCGUGGGUUCCCUAUAAAUGCUCAUUUCCGAAGGGAGUGGUGACUCGAUGUCCCUUGAAGCAGACUUUUUAUUUUAAGCCACACUGGAACCAGUAAAAGGAAGUAGGGGUUCCUUGGAGUUUGGUGGGAUGUGAUGGGACCUCUAUGGCCACGGCCAUCCCCGGCCCUACAGCUCGGCUUUCACUCACGUAGACCUAUCCAGGAAGCAGCUCUCUGUCCCCAGUACAGGACUUAGGAAAGAGGCCUGUUUGUUUUCUUUGCUAAUCACAUCAUUCCCAGAUCUCUCCCUCCUUGGCAGACUGGGCCCUUGGAAACUCUUAUAACCUGUUUACCCUGAAGUGGCAGAAUUAACCCAUUUCUAGCUUCACACAGGGGGAGAAAGUACUGCUGCUAAGUGGGGGAAUGAAAUGAAUGCAUUGGUUUAGGAAGGCCCUUGGAGCCAUCUUUUCCCUGGGGAAACAAGCCAUGGACACGGUAUUCUAGCACCUUCUCUAAAUCCGCAUCCUCAGAGGUUUGACUGGUACAAACCAACAAGGAUGUGAGUCUGAGUGGGUCAUUGUUUCCUAGUUUAUGCUAUAUCUUCAGAACCAAAUCCCUGCCACUUUUAUCAGCUGCUACUAACCAGUUAUUCAGUGUCCAAAUAGUUAUGUGAUGGGUCAGGGCAUUUGCUUCAAAGCAGAUGGUGACACAGUUCAAGGCUGUGAGGUGCAGCUCCUCUAGAAGAAAAAGAGACCUUCAGGAGCAUGAGGGCCUACGCCAGCCCAGUCAGCAUUGAAGGAGACCUUCCAGGCCUGAGAAGGCCCUUAUCAGAGUUUUAUAAAUUGAAUUGAAUUGAGUUGUUGUCCCAGUUUGCCACCUGAGAGGGGGAGGUGUUGUUACUGACAAGGUUCUGUUACACUUAGAGAAGACCUUUUCUAUAGCCUGAAGGUCAAGGUUAGUUCCAUUUUGACUUCUCACUUGAGGUGGUAUCACUGCCCCAGAGAACACUGGCUAACAUAGAGGUAUUCCUAGACAUGAAAUUUGAGACAAGUGCUGAACCCAGUCAAUUUUAUCUCAAAAAGGUUGACUAGUGAAGGGCACCUACAUUCAGUGUCUUUAAGUCUCUGUGAUGUCUCCUUCCUCUCUGCAGACACAUCACCUGACUAGGAUGUUUCCAGGCACCCAGAGCAGGAAUGCCCAUUUGUUGAAUGGUCUUAAAUCUUUGCAUGGGCCCUUGAAAAGGGCCGAUUGAAUUUUCAGAAAACAGGAGGAUUCUUACCUGUUGCUGUACCUAUAUGUGUUGGAAUGAUUUGAAUGAAGGCAGUUGUUCAUAGGCUAUACUCUUUGAGGGAAAGGGAGUGAACCUAUAAUUUGUGGGAAGGAUGAAAAAACAGACCCCUUCUUUGAGUAGCUGGUGCUCUUUGUCCCUAAUAUGCUAAGGAAUAGAGUUAAUCUUUGAUAUUUCUCAAGAUGUACUGUUCAAAGGUGUAGAGACCCUUUUACCUCUCACUACUGGUAACCUGUGACUGAACCCUGGAUGAGUUGUGUGAUAGCGGUAGUAUGCAGAGACUCUGUGAUAAUGUGCAUGGAUUCCUUUUCCCAUGAAUGUAACUUUUAAAAUAAAAAUGAUUGUACAACUUAA